AUGGAACAUUGUAACAUUGAUAUUACUCCUGCUGAACCAAAGUUACAACUGUCAAAGAAUGAGCACGAGAAGGAUGUUAAUCUAACUAGGUAUCAGAGGCUGAUUGGAUCUUUACGGUAUUUGUGCAAUACGAGACCAAAUUUGGAUUUUAGUGUCGAAAUUAUGAGCAAAUUCAUGGAGAUACUGAAGAUGUCUCACUUUGUAGCAGUCAAGAGGAUCCUAAGAUACAUCAAAGGUUCUAUUGGAUGUGGAAUUUUGUUUCCCACAACAGACAAGGGCAUAAAGUAUAAUUUAUUUUCAUAUACACAUUCUAACUGGUGCAAAAAUAAAGAUGACAGAAAAUCCACGGAUGAAUACAUCUUUAUGUUUAGAGAAACACCAAUCUCAUGGUUUUCAAAGAAGAAAUCGGUAGUGGCGCUUUCUUCUUGUGAGGCCGAGUAUAUUGCAACUUCGUUGUGUGCGUGGCAAGCUGUAAGGUUGAUGAAUCUAUUGAAGGAACUAUUCAGUGAAGAUGGAGAGAUUGUAAUGCUCAUGGUUGACAAUGUUUCCGCUAUAAACCUUGCUAAGAAUCCCAUUACACAUGAGAGAAACAAAUAUAUUAAAAUGAGACUUCACUACUUCAGAGAGCUUAUUAGUGAAGGAAGAUUGAGGUUGGCGUAUUAUAGAAAUGAAGACUAA
Molecule: messenger RNA, 678 nt
Organism: Vicia villosa (hairy vetch)
Lineage: Eukaryota; Viridiplantae; Streptophyta; Magnoliopsida; Fabales; Fabaceae
Product: secreted RxLR effector protein 161-like
Exons: 1
Coding region: 1-678 (225 amino acids)
Source: RefSeq, a predicted model, not a curated record